Molecule: messenger RNA, 1380 nt
Organism: Penicillium brevicompactum
Lineage: Eukaryota; Fungi; Ascomycota; Eurotiomycetes; Eurotiales; Aspergillaceae
Product: M20 family metallo-hydrolase
Exons: 4
Coding region: 1-1380 (459 amino acids)
Molecular function (GO): hydrolase activity, acting on carbon-nitrogen (but not peptide) bonds, in linear amidines
Source: RefSeq, a predicted model, not a curated record
AUGUACGGCAAACGCGCAACGCGCGCCCUUCAUUCCAACGUCCGGCAGUUCUCCACUACAAGCAGACUCCAAGCGUCAUCGGGACUUGAAAUCAACGGCGAGAGGUUAUGGAAUACAUUGCACAAUACCUGUGAAUGGGGAGCCACACAUCGAUAUGGCGAGAAAUCCACAGACACGGGCAUGGCCCGUUUGACGCUUACCGAUGACGAUGCUCGUGUGCGCAAGUGGUUUGCCGCAGAAGUUCAAAAGCUAGGCUGCUCUCUAUCUAUCGACCAAAUGGGCAACAUGUUCGCGAGGCAGUCUGGUCGACUCAACUCGGCUGCUCCAAUGAUCGCGAUGGGAAGCCAUCUUGACACCCAGCCUCGAGGUGGCAGGUAUGAUGGUAUUCUCGGCGUAAUGGCCGCCCUGGAGGUCCUCCGUACAAUGAAGGAAAACGACUUCCAGACAAACUAUGACGUUGGGGUGGUGAACUGGACCAACGAGGAAGGUGCACGAUUUCCGAAGUCCAUGUGCUCAUCUGGUGUUUGGGCUGGUGCUAUCCCCAUACAAACGGCCUGGAAUCUGCGUGAUAUUCAUGAUUCCAAUGUGACCCUCCGCUCCGAGCUCGAAAGGCACGGAUACCUGGGCGACAUUGCUUGCUCCAGCGAUCCCGCAACCGGAUACCCGCUUGGUGCCCAUUUCGAGUUACAUAUCGAGCAAGGUCCGAUUCUCCCAGAGAAUAACCGAUCCAUUGGUGUUGUUCGUGGAGCCCAGGGAUACCGCUGGAUGACUAUGACAGUACACGGGAAAGACGCCCAUACUGGAACCACACCGUUCAGCGCUCGUCAGGACCCCUUGCUUGCAUCCUCAAGGAUGAUUGCGGCUUCACAUGAUAUUGCCAAGAAACAUGAUGCCCUGGCAUCUACAGGCAUUAUCAAGGUUCCAUCCAAUGCAUCCACUAACACCGUUUCAUCACAAGUGACCUUUACACUUGACAUACGACACCCACAAGAUAGUGUGGUUCACACUGUGCAAGAGGAAUGUCUCAAGGCGUUUGAUUACAUCGCAUCCCAGGAUGGGAAGGGUGUGUCCUUUGAUUGGACUCUGGAUACGGACUCUCCCGCCGUCAAGUUCGAUGAUGACUGUGUGGCUUCCAUCCAGGCAGCUGCAGAUCAGCUGGUUGGUCGGGAGCAAUCGAUGCUCAUGACCAGUGGCGCGGGCCAUGAUACCGUGUAUACUAGUCAACAUUGUCCCUCAGCGAUGAUCUUUGUCCCUUGCCGAGAUGGCGUCAGUCAUCACCCGACGGAGUACUGUAGCCCACAGGAUUGUGCUCUCGGUACCCAGGCUCUUCUGGAAGCUGUUGUACACUACGAUCAGUUCCAGGCCAGCAAGCAACAAUAA